UCUGAAAGAGAAAACAAAAUGGCCCAGAAUUUUGGUGAAAGGAACAUCGAUCUGAACUGUGAAUUUGUAGUUCCUAAAUCCGUUUCAAUUGCUCUUGCUGAAAUUUCUGCUAUUGAUGAUGAUUCCCAGAAACUCUUGAAGCUUUACUCCCUUCUUCAAGCCUUAGAAGAAGAGGCAAAGAAAAUCUACCUCAACAGACGUGAACUCCCUUAUACUCUGAGUCUUCUCACUGAUGAAAUCGAGAAGGUGAGGGGGGAAUGUUUGAAGGUUAAGGGAAAGGAAAAGUUACCGGCAGUGGUAGAGGAGCUUUUACCAAUGAAGGAUAAUUUUGAUAAAGAGAUCGGGACAAAACGGUCAAACGAUCAGGGUGACACGAAAAACUGGAUGAUCUCUGCCCUGUGGAACCACCCUGGUGGUGUCAAUGGGGAGGAGGAGGAUGCGUUGAAAAGAGAUGCUUUACCAGUUCCCUGUUUGUCGCUGUCUCCGCCGUCGGUGCCGCCGUCAGUGGUGGCUUAUAAAAGCUCAUCAUCUCGUUCCCAUUCUUCAAAGACGAUGAAUAAGCAAGAACAGAGGAAACAGAGGCGGUGUUGGUCGCCGGAGCUUCAUCAGCGAUUCGUCAACGCCCUUGAUAAGCUCGGUGGAGCACAAGCAGCGACACCGAAGCAGAUUAGAGAAAUUAUGAAUGUUGAUGGUCUCACCAAUGAUGAAGUCAAAAGCCAUUUGCAGAAAUAUAGGCUUCAUGUGAGAAGGCUGACUGAGUCUCCGCCUUCGUCAACCUCAACAUGGGCGCAGCCGCCAUAUGGUGUGAUAAAUGGUUUGGUGAUGAAACCUGCAGGAACUGGUGCGCACUCUAACUCGCCGGAGGGCCCACUUCACCUGGGGCUUCCGGCGACCACCAGGGAGGUUUCAGUGACGGUGACAGGUCUCAACGCCGUGGAGGAAUCUGAGGAAGAGGAAUCCGUGAGAGGGUUUUGAAUUUUGAUGGAUAGAUGGCCAUGGGGAUAUGAUGGACAGUAACUGCUGACAAGCUAGAAGUGAAUUUUGCAGAGAUAAUAUAAUAUAAGCUAAGGUGGCCGCUAAAAUGAGGUGCUGCCGAUGAGUCCUUUUGAUCUAUAGAGAAGGGGGGAAUAUAAUCAAUCUUGGUGGGUUUUCAACUUUUGACAAUUUCAAUUUUCAUACAGUUUGACAUUAUUGACUCCUUUGUUUUAAUCAUGUUUAAUUUUCAGUCCUCUGAUCUUCAUUUAGGGCUUAGUGGGAAGAAGAGGGAUCGGAUUAUUUUAAUUAUCUAAAUAAUAACUUUGUGAAGUUUCUUUAA
Ipomoea nil (Japanese morning glory) is the source of this 1315-nucleotide messenger RNA. Its product is annotated as myb family transcription factor EFM-like. The record is from RefSeq and is a predicted model, not a curated record. The transcript is spliced from 5 exons. NCBI's taxonomy places the organism in Eukaryota, Viridiplantae, Streptophyta, Magnoliopsida, Solanales, Convolvulaceae. Gene Ontology annotation, molecular function: DNA binding; DNA-binding transcription factor activity. The coding region runs from base 19 to 975 and encodes 318 amino acids. Gene Ontology annotation, biological process: regulation of DNA-templated transcription.